UAGUUCAGACUGGCGUCUCGCUGCAGGUCGUCCGUGGAACUUCAGGAGGUGACGGCGCUGAACGUUCAGGCUCUGCGCAGGCUGCACCAGUCGGUGUUCCCCGUGCCCUAUGGGGAGGCGUUCUACCAGCAUGCGCGCAGAGCUGGCCCACUCGCCCGUGCCGCGUACGUGCAGGGUGCGAUGGUGGGUUCCGUCUGCUGCCGAUGGGACACGAGUGAGAAUCUCCGCCGCCUGUACAUCAUGACGCUAGGCACGCUGCCCACCUACAGGCGUCUUGGCAUUGGCAGUGCCCUACUGCGCUACGUGCUGGGAUUGUGCGAGGCGGAGUGUGGGGAGCGGGUGGUGAGCUCCGUCUACCUACACGUGCAGGUUGGAAACGAGGACGCUCUGUGCUUCUAUGGCCACUUUGGGUUCCGUGUGACGGGAAAAGCUCGCGGAUACUACCCUCGCCAGCAGCACACAGACGCCUGGGUGCUGGAGAGGACGUUCGCCGACUCGUGAUGCCAGGCGGGGUGACGGGGGCGCGCACAGUGAGGAGGCCGUCACGCGUGAGGGAGGAGGUGACGCUCUCUGGGUCGGUGCUGUCGGGGAGGCGGUAGCGUCGGUGCAGCUCCCGGGAGACCAGCGCCUGCCCGUCCUGCAAGUGCGCGGGAACGAGACGGGUCGCGCGAGGAACGCACGGAGAUGUGAGGAGAGACGGGCACUUUUUAAAUCCUUUAUAUUAAGUUCGCUUGCUUGCGCGCUUAGGACCGUGCAAAUCUUUCGGUCGUUUUUUAACCCACUUCCCGUGAUCCAAUCGAGCUGACAUUUUGCACACAGACUCGUUGUGCGUGACAAUUAAUGUUCGUGAAAUUUUUUUCUCCAAAAUUUUACACUUUUUAGGACAAAAAUAUUAUAUUUAAUUACCAAUUGCUUAAUGGUGGCAGGCAAUCAUCUGACCCAUAGGUGGCAGCCAUCUCAAGCCAGAGGACGAGAGGACUCUAGCCGCCACGCAUAUAAAGGAUUUAUAGUGAAAAACUUUGUUUUUACGGGUUAAUUUUUUUAACUUGCGAGGGAGGCAUAGACGGUGUCGCCUAAGUUGAGGGACACGAGGAGAGAAUGGGUGAUGCUGUUUGCGAGAGAUAGUGAAGAUGUGAGCUGGGACCGUCAGUACUGUAUUGCCAGGGUGAUGCAGGCACCAUCACUUGGGAGACACAGGAAGGCACAGGAAGUAUUACUUUGGAGAGAGGCAAUAUCCAUACUCUUUGGUUCUAUAUCAGCAGGGAGACACGGGCAGUAUCAAUCGAGAUCAGGAUGUCUGUGGAGAGGGUGUCAGUGGGUGUGCGUCGGGGUGUGACUGAAUGUGUGUGCACAUAUGUUCAUUUUUACAUCACAAGGGUUUGAGCUUAGCCCAUGUGAUAGUUAAUGAUAUACUUUUUUAUGAAAAUAAAAUAAUUGCCUAUAAAUUGACUUGAGAGUAGUUUCAUAUGUAUAUUGGGGCAGUGCCAAUGUGUCCCUCUCGUGUAUGUGUACGUUUCUGUGUUGUGUAACCGUGGUUUGUGGGAAUGUGUGUGUGUAUAUAUAGUGAUGCGUAUGUGUGUCAUGUUGUGUGGAUGCUGUGUAGUGGUGCAUGUGAUGUGUGCUCUGUGUAGUGUUGUGUGUAGUAUAUGUGGUAAGAGUGUUUAUAGGCUGACGGUGUAUGUGUGGGGAGGGUUGUGUAUCUGGGGAGGGUUGUGUGUAGUUAAGAGUACAGUGAUCCCUCGUUUAUCGC
Molecule: messenger RNA, 1750 nt
Organism: Lethenteron reissneri (Far Eastern brook lamprey)
Lineage: Eukaryota; Metazoa; Chordata; Hyperoartia; Petromyzontiformes; Petromyzontidae
Gene: NAA50
Product: N-alpha-acetyltransferase 50, NatE catalytic subunit
Biological process (GO): mitotic sister chromatid cohesion
Cellular component (GO): NatA complex
Molecular function (GO): acyltransferase activity, transferring groups other than amino-acyl groups
Source: RefSeq, a predicted model, not a curated record